AUGGCUGCCGGCUGUUUAUCAAUCGAAGGGUAUGAAAUUACCUCAAUUCUCAAUAUUCCGUGUUUAGCCCCAACCUUCGACUCGAUGGGCGCCUUUGAGGAGACAAACCUGAUGCAGUUGCAGGAUGACGUCUCGGCGACGCAGCUGCACGCUGCCCUUCUUCGAGAUGUGCACCCGGCUUCCACCGUCAAAAAAUCGGAAGCGCCGGCU
Messenger RNA from Mesorhabditis spiculigera, 210 nucleotides. Lineage: Eukaryota; Metazoa; Nematoda; Chromadorea; Rhabditida; Rhabditidae. The record is from the annotation of a GenBank genome assembly.